Molecule: messenger RNA, 1344 nt
Organism: Exophiala viscosa
Lineage: Eukaryota; Fungi; Ascomycota; Eurotiomycetes; Chaetothyriales; Herpotrichiellaceae
Product: L-fuculose-phosphate aldolase
Exons: 1
Coding region: 317-1243 (308 amino acids)
Cellular component (GO): cytoskeleton
Molecular function (GO): actin filament binding
Source: RefSeq, a predicted model, not a curated record
CUCUUGAUUCGAGACUCAAGCUAUCUACAGAAUUGCGGCAACUUGCGACAGCACAAGGUUGGCACACUAUUGGACAGUGCGUCGAUGAUGUUCAAUUCGCGUGGGGCACAAGCUGUGAACUCCGAGGCUCCAACAGGAAGCCCACCAUUAUUAUCUUCGCCACUGCCGCACAUCCCCUCGACCCUUUCCCCAGCACUGUUAUCGAAUUUAUAUCGCUGCCGCAUCUCGUCCGGUCUCACAUUCUCUUUGCCCAGCCAUAUUCAACCGCAGAUAACCAUCUCCAGGCACACUCCUGCUUUUCUAUCUGACCACCACAAUGGCACCACCCACAGCAACCUACACGGAAACGGACACCGAUCCCUACUCCCACACUCCAAGCGAGGGAUUUGACACCCCAGACGCUCAACCAAAAGGCACUGCGCCCAACGAGCCUGGUCUAAGCCAGGGCGCCGCUAAAGUCCAACUCCAGAAGUUCCCCAGCCCACCAAGAUUCACAGACAAAUACGAGGAAAGAGAAUACCUCAAAGGCCGCCUGGCGCUGGCAUUCAGAUUAUUUGGCAAAUAUGGCUACGACGAGGGUGUCGCUGGCCACAUCACAUUGCGCGAUCCUGUUGACCCAACAACCUUCUGGGUGAACCCCUUUGGCCUUGCAUUCACUGAGAUAAAGAAGUCCGACCUGAUUUUGGUCGACCACGACGGUAAGGUCAUUGACGGAGGACCAAACCGCCUCCUCAACACAGCCGCAUAUAUGAUCCACGCUGCCAUCCACAAGGCUCGUCCAGACGUUCUCUGCGCCGCCCACUCGCACAGUAUCUAUGGCCGCACAUUCUGUACCCUUGGCCGGGGUAUCGAUAUCACAACGCAGGACAGCUGCGCGUUCUACAACGACUUGGCCGUAUACAGACAAUUCAAGGGUAUCGUGCUAGCCAAGGAAGAGGGCGAGAACAUUGCAAAAGCGAUUGGCCCCAAGAAGGCUUGUCUUCUCCAGAACCACGGUCUUUUGACGUGCGGUCAAACCAUUGAGGCCACCGUAUUCUGGUUCGUCAGUCUCGAGAAAUGCUGCCACACACAACUCAUGGCUGAUGCGGCAUGCGCUGGUCGGGGCGGAGAAACAGUCAAGAUCGACGAGGAGGAUGCCCAAUUCACAUACAAGAGCGUUGGCACGCCCAGAGCCGGCUGGUUCAGCGCCAAACCCAUGUUCGAUGUCAUGGCUAAGGAAUGCCACGAUGAGUAUCUGCUAUAAGCAGCUUCGAUGUGGUGGAUGUGACGAUAUACAUGAUGAACAUAGGGGGAGAAUUUGUGUAGUUAUCUUGAAUGAACAAAAUUGUCGUUAUAUUUCCAAAA